CAGGACUUUCCUCUGGGGCGGCUCCCCUCCCCGCGCGGAAGAGGAGGCGCCAACCGCCUACGACGCGAGGAAAGACGGGUGGGCCCGCGUUUCAACCCGGCUUUGCGCCGCGCUCCGAGGGCUUAGCCGGUGCGGGCAACCGAGCGGGUCGGCGGAGACCAUGUCCAGGGCGCGAAGAAGAGGCGCGGGAGAUUCUCUCGCCGGCUUCAGGCGGGGCGCGGGCGACGGCGUUGCGGCGGUGCCCCAGGGGCUGAUCCGGACGGCGCGGAAGAGCGGCCAGUUGAACCUCUCUGGCCGCGGGCUGACCGAAGGUGAGCGGGGCCGCCGCUUGGAUUCCCCCGUCUCCGCGGGCCGAGGCCGCGGCUGCCUCCGCUGCGCUGCCUUUCCUGAGGAGACCGGACGGUCCCCACCUGUCGGCCGCGGAGGCCGCGUCUUCCUCUCAGGUCGCGCCCGGCUGCUUCCCGCUUUAUUCCUGAGGAAAGAGCGCUGGUUGGGGCCCGAGGACUCCAGGGGCGUGUGCUGAGCUGAGGGCGGCUUCAUUCCCUCUUUUAAUAAUAAUAAUAAUUAUAAUAAAUAAUAUUUUUUUUAAAAAAAAUCCACACAAUUUAACAAAUGCAGUUCAAUUUCAAUACAGUGUUCUCUUGACAUUUUGACUCCCUACCCUUCUGUGAGGUUGCCAUUCAAAUCUUUUAUCUACUGCCUUAAAUACUUCCCCCCCCUAAAACAUAUAAUUUGUAUUAAAUUCAUUAUAUCUAGUCAGAUAUUUGUAUCGGGUACAAAUAAGUAUUAUUCUCCUUUUUAUAUUUCAAACCCAGCCUGCGAUUUCAUUUGUCUAUAGUAUUUGUAUGGGGUACAAAUAAAUAAUAAAGGUGACUAUUAUUAUUCUCCUUCCUUUGCUUAUAUUUCAAAUCCUGCCUGCGAUUUCAUUUGACCAUAAUAUUUUCUCAGACAGUCCGAAAAGGGUCUCCCCUCUUCCACAGACAUUCUGUAUCUUUGGUCUCUUUAUUUUUUGCUCCACUCCCUCUUGUCUACCACAGUUUGGGGGCAUUUGAAUGGGCAUUGGCCAUCAUUUUAUUAUCCCUCUGAAGUUUUAUAAUGUGCCUUUCCUGUGGGGGGCUGGAUGGAGGUCGGCAACUGGGGGAAGAACCCGCUUAUUAUUUCUUAAGCCUGGGCGAAGGGAAGAGGAGAGCUUGGGUUGCAUCCAGCGCCAGCCCUAUUCGGAAUAGGAGCACUGAAGUUAACUAACACGAGGUUGAUUGAUUUUGGUGGGUUUCAUUUGAGGGGGGGGGUUGAAUACAACCAUUUCUGCUUCAUCUCAGGUUGUCUUAAAAGAUGGUUGGGCAAAUUCAUGGACUGUCAGUGGCUACUGGCUCUGGUGACUGCCUACUUACCUCCAGAGGCAGUUGCUGGAAGUUGCAAAUGGUGACUUCUUGUGGGAUUCCCAUAGGUUGCUGGUCGACCACAGAGAACAGGAUGCUGCACUAGGUGAGCCAUAGGUCUAAUCCAGAAGGGCUUUUCUUGUGUUCAUUUUUCUGUCUCCAGUCCCUCCACACGUAUGGCGAAUAAACUUGGAUACUCCAGAAGAGGCGAAGCAAAACCUCUCCUUUAGUGCUGAUGAACGGUGGUGGGAGCAAACUGAUCUCACCAAACUAAUAUUAUCUUCGAACAAACUGCAGUGUCUUUCUGAUGAUCUAAGACUGUUGCCUGCUCUCACUGUAUUGGAUGUGAGUACAGUAUUUUUGAUUAAUGUUGCUUUCAUAUUCAUAUUUUGAUGAUGAAAAGUGAGGGAAAUAGGCCUCUUUCAUUCUGUAAGAGCUUUGUUGUGUUUCGUAAUCUUCAGGGAUAUGCAUAGAUCUUACGUUAAAGAUACAUUUUUGUGUUCAUGCAAUCAAGUAGUAUAAAAAUUUUACGAAAUAAGUAAAAUAAAUAAACACACUCUAACAAUGUGUUAAAUAAAAACUGGAAAGAUUUAAAGAGCUUUGUUAUUUAUCACCAUAUUUUCAGACAUAGUUCAGAAUGUAAUGUAGUGGCUGAUGGUAAUGCUUGGAUCCUAAACUGUUUGGUACAGGGAGCAAUUGAUUUCUUACUUUUUUGAAGUAAGUAAAAGUGCUGACAAUUUCUUUUUAUUUUUAGGUGCAUGAUAAUCAACUGACAUCUCUUCCUUCUGCUAUAGGAACACUGGAAAAUCUCCAGAAACUUAAUGUGAGGUAAAUAUAUUGUACAAACUUUGUACACAGAACAUGUUUAAGGAAUGGAAAAAGUUUAAAGAUCUUUAAAGUGAAGAUUGAGGUGAGGAAAGUUUAAGUACAUUAGUUUUUAGUUAUGUGUAGAUAGUAGGUUCUUGUGGACAUGUAACAUUUGUAAAUUAACAGGCAAGAUUGUUUUAGAACAAAGUACUGAUGCAUUGGGAUGCGGGUAGUGCUGUGGGUUAAACCACAGAGACUAGGACUUGCCGAUCAGAAGGUCGGCGGUUCGAAUCCCUGCGACGGGGUGAGCUCCCGUUGCUCGUUCCCUGCUCCUGCCAACCUAGCAGUUCGAAAGCACGUCAGAGGGCAAGUAGAUAAAUAGGUACCACUCUGGUGGGAAGGUGAACGUCUUUUCCGUGCGCUGCUCUGGUUUGUCAUGCUGGCCACAUGACCCGGAAGUUGUACGUCGGCUCCCUUGGCCAAUAAAGCGAGAUGAGCGCCGCAACCCCAGAGUCGGCCAUGACUGGACCUAAUGGUCAGGGGUCCCUUUCCCUCUUUACGAAUGCGUUUCUUCAUAAUUUUUAUUUUAUCAACAGCCAUAAUAGACUAAAAGAUAUACCGGAGGAGCUUAUCCAACUAAAACAUUUAAGAAGUCUGCUUCUGCAGCACAAUGAAUUAAAUCAGUUGCCUGAUGAAUUUGGAAAGCUUAUUAGUUUGGAAGAGUUGGUAAGUAGAGAAGGCUUUUAUGAUGAUUCUGGUGAUGUUUUGGUUACUAAUAUUAGUUCAUUACUUGCAUAACUCUUGAAGGGGUACUGUUCUUUAAAAUUCUUACCUUUGAUUUACCAGCCCCGUAUUAAUAGUCAUUUGGUACUUGUUUGACAGUUUUGCUACGAAAGCAUUUAAAUUCUAUGUAUGACACUGCUUGCAAAAAUUGUAUGAUUUGUUAAAUCUUUUAUUUUACUGUAUCUGAUUCAUUUAAAAUUAAGCUGAUUGAUUAUGUGUGGGGGUUUUUUAAUUUAAAAAAAAUUAUCUCCAUCAGAAGUCUCAUGGGAUGUGUUGAAAAUUCGACUUCUCUUUCAUAAGGCCAACAUUUCUGUUUUCAACUCUGGCCAAUGGGAUUCUUCCCAGAAGUUCACUAGAAAGGCAACAGCCAUUCUCUCUUGUCUCCAUCUCCCCACACCUUGCAGCUUUUAUUAAUAGAUUUGUUACCUGAGAACAUCAAGGAUCCAUAUAGCUAUCGCAGUUAAUAACCAAUAAUAGACUUACCCUCUUUUAAAGAUACCUGAGUGUGGCAGUCACCUUAUUGUGUAGCAGUGAAUUCCAAUUCAUGAUGCAUGUUUUGCAAAGUACUUUAUUCUGUCUGCCCAGAAUCUUCAGUUGGUCAGUUUUCUUGGGUAAGACCACUAGUUCUAGCAUAAUUAGAGAGGGAGAAAAUGUAAUCCAUUUUUUCCAUACUAUUUCCAGUUUAUCAUUUUUCUGUCCCUUCCCCUGUUGUCUUUUUCCUAAACUGAAAAGCUACCGAUAUUUCAGACUGUACUUGUAAGCAGGUAUAAAAAUUGUCCAUCAUAUUUGAGAAAGCUGCUCACACACAGUAAAUCAUAUUUAUUUCAAACAAUGUAUUUCUAUGAUGAGGCUUAUGACUGUCUUCAGUCUACCAAGUGAAUAUUCCAUUCAUUGCUGCUAGCCAUUCAUAUUGCUAUUUUAUAAUCCCUUUGACAUUGGAACUACUGCAUUCUGGCCAUGCCAAACAAGAAAUUCUUGGACUUCAUUUGAAAAAGAACCAGGGUGGAAAUACUGCAAGUGCUGACUAAUAACUGCCAUGUUUUCAUACUUAGUGCUGAACCCAUACUACUUGGCUUAUUCACCACAAUUUUCUUACGUAGCCAUUCUAAACCAUAACAUAAUUUUUUAUUUUCCGCUUUCUUUAGGAUAUUUCCAACAACCGUAUUUCUAGUAUCCCAACAAGUUUUCGUUUUCUAACAAAUUUGGUGAGGCUCAAUUUGACUUGUAAUCAUUUGAAGAGCCUGCCAGCAGAAAUCAGUGCAAUGAAAAGUAAGGAAGCCUUGAAUUAUGACUUGACUGGAAUCUUUUUGUUGUCUUAUUUUCCUGGUAGUAGGGGUUUAAUGAAACUUCAUUUUAAAAGUACAUUGCAAUCACUCUUCUCUAAGGAAUUUUAUGUUCAUGUACAUCAGUGGUUCCCAAACUGGUCUGUGGAUCACUAGUUUCAUUCAGGUGGCCCAUAGUGUGCCUAUAAAAAUAGAGUAAAUAUAUAUAUAAAACAUCAAAACAACAACAACCACACAACAUCUAGCACUGUGCAUACCAUUGCUACAAUAGGCAGAUAAAUCAUUAAGUGGUCGGCAAAGACCCUCAACAGUUUUCAAGUGGUCCAUGGGGGAAAGAGAUUGAGAACCACUGAUGUAGUUGAGAAAGUGUGGCACCCAAUUUUAACCAGAACUUGGUAGUCCAGCAGAACUGGUCUUCACAGUGCAGUAAGACUUUCCUGUGACAAUUUAUGAGAAGACGCUUAUAUGUAAAGUGCCUCUGCAUUGUAAUCUGCAUGCAAUGUAAGCUAUUCACAGCAGAAAGCAAUAGUUUUCCUUGGCAAAUGUGGGGCAGCAUGUAUUCAGAAAUGUGUUAACAGCUAUGUGUCUUUGUACAGCUAUAAAUAAUGGUCUGGACUGAAAGAAACAUGAGCAGAGUUCUGCUCAUGUAACAGGGCUUUCCCACUCACCAUUCACACUGCAGACUACCAAGCCCUCUGAAAAGUCAUUCCUUAUCGUUGGGACCCUCUGAGACAGUGUGUGAAACAGUGUGAAAACUCACAGAGGGAAAAGGGGCAACUCUGCCUUGUAAGCGGAAGUGCCUUCUUGCCUACACAAGAGGGUUUUCCUCAGCCGUGAGUCAUUGUCUUUUAUUCCCAAGUGGCAUAGCUCUUAACUAAGAAUUCUGAAGAUUCUAAUGUAGGUAUAACUUAAAAAUCCAGCAAUAUAUUCUACAGCCUUUGCAUUAAUUAAUAUUUGGCUUGGCUGGCAAAUAUUUGAAGCCUCUUUCAGAAGUAUAAUAAAAAAAUAUUCUUGUGUGGUGCUUGUAUUUAAGCCACCCUAUUUUUUAAUUCUAAUGUUUCCACUUGUUUCUCCAUUUGGCAUUUUGGUAGGCUGUUGUGAGGACAAGAUGUUAAAUGAAAUGGGCCUAAGGCCUGAUCCAGCAGAGCUAUUCUUAUGUUCCUUUCUAUAGGUCUGAGACAGCUUGAUUGUUCAAAAAACUAUCUGGAAACAAUACCUCCUGAAGUGGCCAAUAUGGUAUCAUUAGAGCAGCUUUAUCUAAGGAGAAAUAAAUUGUGUUACCUGCCAGACCUUCCUUCAUGUAAAUUUUUAAAGGUAAGGUUUAUUCUCAGUACAUAUUACCUAAAAUAUGUAAACUCCAAUAAAGACAUCUUUUAAAACAGAUUUAUUCUCAGUAUGUUUGAUGCCUGUGUGUGUAUAGAUUGUAGUAUUGAAUCUUUUCUUUUCUGAAGCCUGUUGCAAUUAAGGAUAAGUUAAUCUUUAUGUUGGUGAAACUGAAAUAAAAGUGGUCAAGUUAAUGCAGCUAGCUUCUGAAAUUGGAUUCUAAGCUUUAUUUUGUCUUGUGAUGCUAGGGUUACAUUGCAUUUAACAAUUAACAUGGUGCUUUCAGGCAGCAUUUUCUUCAAAGAGAGGGGCAUCCUAGUGACACAUGCACAUAAAGCUUUUGUUCAAGUGUGGAUGGAACAUUUUUCAAAUGAAAACUAAUUCUAUCCAGAUUUUAAUAAGGCUGGUGAGGGCCAAUCCAAUGCAGAAGUCACUCUGGCUGAGUUCUGUGCAGUUUAGUAAGAGAAUAAUAUAGCAACUCUAAUGACUUAAGUUUCUACAAGCUAACUAUAGGCCAGCUAUAUGUCCAACAGGUUGAUCGCAAUCGACAGGUUGAUACCUGAAUGAUCGCUGUUGAUUGUGGUCGACCGUGGGCUCCCUUAUGAUCGCUGGCUCUGCCCCCACUGUUGUCGGAAAGUAUUGCUGCUCCUGCUUGUUAUUAGCAGAGCAACUGUAGUCUCACCUAAAAAAAAGCUCAACAAAUUUGGGCCCUCCCCCCACUGACAAUGGGUAGAUCACUGUCAGUUGUUUUAUACUGGGAGUAGAUCGCAGUCUCUAGGGAGUUUGACGUGCGUGCUGUAGACUAUCUGCUUAAAAAACUCUAAAUUCAAUAAAUAUGUAAAAAUAUGACUCUUGCAUCCUAUGUUAUAGAUUAACCUUGAUACAGAAUUGAUAGAUUAUGUGAUUUAUUCAUUUUUAAAAUUCUUCUAGGAGUUGCAUGUUGGUGAAAAUCAGAUUGAAGUGUUAAAACCUGACCAUCUGAAACAUCUGAAUUCUUUGUGUGUAUUGGAACUAAGAGAUAAUAAGCUAAAAUCGCUGCCUGAUGAAAUAACCCUGUUACAGGGGUUAGAGCGACUAGACCUAUCCAACAAUGAUAUUAGUAGGUAAGACUAUGGGCAUUGUUUAGAGUGACUGGGGAAACCCAGCCAAAUGGGCGAGGUAGAAAUAAUAAUAAUUAGUUGUCUUCCUUAGUUUGGAGCAAGUUUACACUGUUACUGAAUUUAAAAGCAAAUGCUCAAACCAUACUGUUUCUUGAAAUACAUUAUUAUUAAUUGGUAAAGUAAUAUUGAACCAUGAAUAAUGCUCUAAUUAACAAGGUUCAUAAUGCAGGGGCUUGGAUCUUAACCAGUGGUGAAAGUUCCGCUAAUAGAGUGCUCCCAUCAGCAAAAGUGGGGGGAUCUUUCACUGAUUUCUGUGUACCCACAAGAGCAGUGUCCACAUGAAAUUCUGCUCUGGAUGAUUGGGGAAAUCAUUCAGACCAGCAGGAGAAGUGGCAUGGAGGUACCUGUGAAAAUUGCCUCUCCCAUCCCUUCUGCCGGGGGAUUCUCAACUGGAUAUUUCCUUAUCAGUGAAUAGAAGGAGCUUGUGACUGUUUGCACUUACCGUAUUUUUCACUCUAUAAGACACACUUUUUCCCUCCAAAAAAGUAAGGGGAAAUGUGUGUGCGUCUUAUGGAGCGAAUGCAGGCUGCGCAGCUAAGCCAGAAGACAGAACAGCUGCGCAGCGAUCCCUCUCGCUUUUCUGGCUUCUAGCUUAGCUGUGCAAAGCCUCCGCAGGGCAGCAGGGUGCCUUCAUCCAGGGAGCCAGGGAUAGCCGCACUCCCUUUAAAGAGCGUGCGGCUAUUGCGGGAGGUGGGGGAAGUGACAGAGCCGCGCGCUCUGUCACUUUCCCCACCUCCCGCAAAAGCCCCCAAGAGCCGCACUCCCUUUAAAGAGCCGCACGGAGUGUGUGUGUGGCUCUUGGGGGCUUUUCUCUGAGUGAUGGGCUGCCCUUCUCCCUCCUCGGGGAAAAGCCUGCAAGUGCCGCACACAUGCUCCACGCAGCUCGUGAAAGGGAGCGCUGAGCAGAGCCUGGGAUGCAUACAGGCUCUGUUCAGCGCUCCCUUUAAAUAAUAUUUUCCCCCUUGCUUUCCCCCUCUAAAAACUAGGUGCGCCUUAUUGUCAGGUGCGUCUUAUGGAGUGAAAAAUAUGGUAGUUUGGAUCCAAGCCUGAAUAACUGAACUGAGCAUUGCUUCCAUCUUCUGGCUUUGAGGUUGUUUAUAAAGAGAAUUCUUCUCUCUGCAGCCUUCCUUCCAAGCUAGGAAACCUGUCUCAACUGAAGUUCUUGGGGCUGGAAGGAAACCCUUUAAGGACAAUCCGAAGGGAUGUUGUACAAGUAAGAGCAUAAUUUACAUACUGUCUUGAGUUGUUUCUACCCCUUAAGAUUCAAAAGAUGCAAGUGGUUGACAAGCUUUUUGUGCUUUUAUUCUUCCAUUUCAGAAAGGGACGCAAGAAAUUCUGAAAUACCUUAGAAGUAAAAUACAAGGUAAAAGUUUUCUUUGUGAGGAUAAGGUUACAGUUAAAUCAACUCUUGGACUAGCUAGAUUAACUCUUCAUGAUCUUGUUAUGUCUAGAAAUCUAUUUGUUCACACCUGGUUGCAUAUCUUUUCUCUUUUCCAAGUCCCACAUAAGAGAUAGUUUCUAGUAUGUAUCAGAAUGAAGUACAUCCCUUGUGAUAUAAAUUCUUAUAUAAAUAAAUUCUUACAUAAAUAAAUUGAAAACUCUUGCUCAGUGUUAAUAGAACAGUGGGAAACAAUGUCCAGAGGAAUCACUUGUUGACUAGAUACCAGCUUAAUAGUUUACUACAGUGGUACCUUGAUUUAAGAACUGCUUAGUUUAUGAACAAGUUGGAUUAAGCUGCAAACCCGGAAGAGUUUUGGUUUGUGAACUUUACCUUGGAAAGUUCUUGGAAAACACACUCCUGUUGAGUGUGUUCCAUUUGUAAAUCCCCCACUGCUAUGGGAAAGUACGCCUUGGUUUAAAAACGCUUUGGUUUAAGAAUGGACUUAAACCGGAACAGAUUAAGUUUGUAAGCCCAAGGUACCACUCUAUUUCUUUAAAAUGGACAUGGAGGUGGAAGAUGCAAAGAUAGCAAUUGCUACAUUUCCUACAGCUAGCUCUGAAUGUUGAGCAUGACAGUCCCCUGCACUACAUAGCAAACUGCCUUAGAAUCUAGAGGAAAUUUUUGCAGCAGUUUGUGAUACGUACAAUAGUUUGCUUUUCCAAGGAAAAAAGGCAAAAAUAUAAGUUGUGGAUAUGCUUAAGGUCACUCUCUGGAUUGUCACACAUGACUUCAGUAUUGAAGAACACUGGGAAGUUAUAAAUUAUACCCUCCCAAAAUACAUUCACCAGUAUUUUUUGUGUUACUAAGAUUUAUAAUCCAAAUGAUAUUAAACCGCAAUAAGUAGGCUUAGAUGACUGGGUAACUUGGAAUUAAGAAUGACAUUUCUGACUGAAGCUGAUAACUUCCUUGUGUUCCUUUACUUAAUAAGGAAAUAGCCACAUACUUAAUUUUGUACACAUGCUUACAAGCAUGCUUAAAAGCAUUUGAAAAUGUUUUAUUGAUUUCAGAUGAAGGGCAUACUUGCAAGUAAAUGUGUUCAUGCUUGAGCACUAAGGCUGCUUUCUCCCUUGGUGUUCUAUUUAAACGUAAAUUUAUGUAUCUAAACAUAAAUACAUUGAGAAAGAGAGAAUGAAUCUUAACUAUUUGUGCCAGAGGAUUUCGAGACUAGUGUGUAAUAACUAACUGGUGAUGGCACUUGAAAGGUCUGGCUCUGAUAUAAUUUGAAAAUAAUUCCUUAGCUAUAUUUUGUAUGUAUACAGUGGUACCUUGGGUUACAUACGCUUCAGGUUACAGACUCCACUAACCCAGAAACAGUACCUUGGGUUAAGAACUUUGCUUCAGGAUGAGAACAGAAAUUGUGCUCUGGCGGUGCGGCGGCAGCAGGAGGCCCCAUUAGCUAAAGUGGUGCUUCAGGUUAAAAACAGUUUCAGGUUAAGAACGGACCUCUGGAAUGAAUUAAGUACUUAACCCGAGGUACCACUGUAAAAGUUAGAUGGUAGAACUAAUGAACCUGGGUUACUAUACAGACUUAACUGCCAGUAUAUUUCAUAGUCAGGUUUUUUAAGACAUGUUCCAAAAUUGAUUGGGAACUGUAUCAGCCACAUGUGAUCAGAGCAUUUUCUCUGUGUCAUUUGUAUAGCUUCCUCUUAAAUAAAUUAAAAAUGUAUUGCAGCCAAGUUUUUAGGCUAUACAAUCACCAAGUUAUUUUCCUGUAACACCCUGUACAGUUCUUUGACAUUUGGCAACACUUGAACAGAUUGACCACAAGAUACUUACAAAUGCAAUCCAAAAAUGGUUCACUUAAAGCCACUUGCUCCAUUGGUCUUGAUAUACCGUAUUUUUUGCCCUAUAGGACGCACCGUCCCAUAAGGCGCACCCAGUUUUUUGGGGGGGAAAUAAAGGGGGGGAAUUAUUUCCCCCCCAGGCGUGGGGCUGGGGCGGGGGAAGCCCAGCGUGGGCUCCCACGGCUUGCGGAGAUCUGCGUGAAGCCUGCAUUCGCCCCAUAGGACGCAUACACAUUUCCCCUUCAUUUUUGAAGGGGGAAAAGUGCCUCCUAUGGGGCGAAAAAUACGGUAGUUAAGGAAUACAAAGUUCUUUGCCCUACGUCACUGAUACAGAUAGAAGUGGAUAAAACUGCAGUCCAAAAUACAUUCUUACACUUGGAAGAAAUAUUGAUAUUCCCAGCCUUUUCAGACUUUCCAAAGAACAAGCCUGAGAGUCUUCUAGAUCCAUUGUAUGAAAUAUUUUGAACAAAGUCGUCUUUAAUUAUCGUUGUGUCUGAAUGAAGCAAACUUCAUCUGCUGUGAAAACUUACUUUGAUGAUGUUCAGACUCCAAAGUGGGUAAAAUUGAAAUGAAAAAUCAUCUUAACUACUUGGCUACAUUUUUAAAAAUCUUCAGAUUUUUGCAGAUUCUCAUGUUUGUAAAAUAUUAAACGUAUAUACUUCCUUUUGCUUUCUUUAGAUGAUGACAUAAUUGGUCCAAAUGGAGAAUUUCCUGUGACAGCAAUGACUUUGCCAAGUCAGUCAAAAAUUAAUCUGCAUGCUAUAACUGCAUUAAAAACAUUGGACUAUAGGUAAGAGAAUUUUAAGCUUAUCAGCUCUAUACAUAUACCGUAUUGGCUUGAAUAUAAGCCUCACUUUCCCCCCAAAUUCCGACCGUGAAAAGUUAAAGUGUGGCUUAAAUUCACGAACUUACAAAAAUUGGCUUUUACGAUAUCACUGCUGAAACAGACAUAUGGUAAAAUGGAACAGGUGUGAGUGCCAGUGGAAUUUUAAGGGAGCAGCUUAUAUUUGGGUAUUGUUUCUCUCCCGCCCCCCAUGAAUUUUAAAGGUUCGGCUUAUAUUUGGGUGUGGCUUAUAUUCGAGCCAAUACAGUAAAUAAAAACAAAUAUAAUGGGCAGAAUCCAACAAAGUUGUUCUGUUUUCAUUUACACAAUGGAACUUCCCUCUUUCCCCCUCUGUGCCCUCUCCAGAUCUGCUCCAAAUGGUUUUGGGGUACCUCCAGAACAGAUUUAGAGGGUGCCUGGGGAGAGGGAGGGGAACUUACACUGUGCAGACAGAAGUCCUUGUGCUUACAGAACUACUUCGUUGGAUACCAUGUGAUGCAUCCUUGAUAGAGCAAAUGGCACUGGUGCAGUUUUAAUGAGGCCACCCCUUAAUCAUGAGUGAAAGAAAACGCCACAAAAAAUACCUGUUUUUAACUUCUUUAUUGAAACUUCUAAUAUUUUAUAUUCUUGUAAACUGCUUAGCUGUUUCCUUACAAACAGGCGGUAUAUAAAUUUUGUUAAAUAAGUCAGAAGUGGCUCACUUAGUGGGGUGGAGCCACAGUGCUAGCUUCCCAGCAGCAGCAGCACUUUCCAGGGGUACAGUGGUACCUUGGGUUACAUACGUGUCAGGUUACAUACGCUUCAGGCUACAGACUCCACUAACCCAGAAAUAGUAUCUCAGGUUAAGAACUUUGCUUCAGGAUGAGAACAGAAAUCAUGUUCCAGAGGCGCGGCGGCAGCGGGAGGCCCCAUUAGCUAAAGUGGUGCUUCAGGUUAAGAACAGUUUCAGCUUAAGUACGGACCUCCGGAAUGAAUUAAGUACGUAAUCAGAGGUACCACUGUAUCUAGGUGGAGGAGAGAUUGGCUUCACAGAUGCACCCAAACAUUCCCAAUCAGGUACUGCACUAUUAAGUUUAAAAGGCUCUCAGAAUGGCUUACGUAAGAUCAGUAACAAACCAGACAGUACUACCUAUGCACAGGAUUUCAUUCUAAAAGUGUCUUUGGAUUAGUAUUGUUGACGUUUUUUAGCUGGAGUUGCAAAGAUUAUAAAAACUCUAAUGCAUCUUUCCUUUUUUUAAAAGUGUCUCCUUAGGAUACUGGGAUCUGGCUUCCUAACCAUGUUUUAUUUUGAUAUUUGAGUACAAUAUAAUUCAUUUUGCAACCUGACUCUUAAAUGUACAGUGCCUUUCCUAUUGGAGUUCUGGCCAAUUGAUAAUGUUGUUAUCCUUCUAUUAAAUAAUAUGACUUUUUAAAUAAAUAUUUUCCAGUGAAAAACAGGCAGCUGUAAUUCCAGAUGAAGUGCUGAAUGCAGUUGGAACCAAUCCAGUCACUACUGUAAAUUUCAGCAAGAAUCAGCUGACUGAAAUUCCAAUAAGGUACUGUUUCUCCUAGAGAAAUAUUAAUUAAACCUUUUUGAGAUGGUAUGGGGGGGGACUGGAGUGCAAUCACAUACACGACUGUACUUUUUGGUAGUGGGGGUGUUGUACUUCUUCAUGUGCCCUCUCCUCAAGAUGUCUAGAGGAUGGAAACAUGAGAAUGGGUCUUUUUUUGCAAUGGCUCCCUGUUUGUGGAAUGUUCUCCUCAGGGAGGCUGGCCUGGUGCCUUCACUACAUAUCUUUAGGCACCAGGCAAAAACAUUCCUCUAUAAUGAGGCCUUUCACUGAUUAUGCAAUCUAUGGCCUUUUAAAUCUAUUUAUGAGGGGGUUAUUGGGGUAAGUUUUUGUUAUUAUUAUGAUAUGUAUUUGUUUUUAAGUUGUAAACCACCCUGUGAUCUUCAGAUGAAGGGCAGUAUAUAAAUUUAAGUAAUCCAUAAUAAUAAUUGUAAGACCUUUCAUUGGGGUGGAGGAGGGCAGAGCGGUGUUAACUUAAAAGCAAAUAAACCAAGGUUUGGCCUACAGCAGAAUUUAGGAAAUCAUCACAAUAGAUAUACAGACAAGUGACCUGAUUUGUACACAACACUAAACCAUAGUUGAGUGUUAUGUGAAGGGAGAAGAGUUACAGCAGAGUUUACUUUUACUUUUAAAGAAUCCCAGCUUAACUCUACAUAUGAACGUAGGGGCAGUGGCGGAGCUUCAGGCUCUGGCAUCAGGGGGCGGAGAGCAGGCGGGGUAUGAUGCGCGUCCUGGGGGCAGGGCGCCCUGCGCAGGGAGGGCAGCCAUGAUGGCACCCCACCGGGAUCGCACUUCUGGGGGGCGGGGCGCUCCCCCCACAUUCCUCUUCCUCCGCCAGUGCCUAGGGGUCUGAUUUAAAACAAACUCUGUUAAGUUUUAUAACAACCCAGAUAGAUAGAUAGAUAGAUAGAUAGAUAGAUAGAUAGAUAGAUAGAUAUUCGUGUGUGUGUGUGUGUAUCUAUGUAUAUACUGUACUGUAUAUAUAAAAACUAAGCCAUGGUUCUGUAAAAAUUAACUAUUGUACACUUUGGCAAAAUUAUCCUCCUAGGCACAUGGGAUGUGAAGAGUGGAGUGCAGGUGUGUCCACAUUGUUUUAAACCAUGGUUGAGAGUUGCAUGUGAAUGUGGCCCAAGAUUUCUGAUACUGGCUUCUUCUAACAAACCAUAGUUUAAACAAGAGGAAUCCAACAAGAUGCCCAACAGAUGUUGUGGACUAGAACUCUUAUUAUCCUUGGCCAUGCUGGCUGGAGGUGAUGGGACUUGUGGCCCACAACAUCAGCUACCGCUGGUUUAAAGUAAGCAGAGUUCCCAAUUCAGACUUAGUGAGUUAGUUUGAACCUGGAAGCAGGUAUUUUCAUAUUGUGGCUGAGGCCUAUCUAAAGCUGACCUAGGGCCCAUUGGUGGGUCCCAGUGUUUGAGAGAAACUAAUAGAAAGUUACACAGUGGUGAAUACAAUCCGGUUUAAUCUGAUCUUUUGAAAUAGCACGAAACAAUUGAUGAGAUCAAUUGCUUUUUUUCUUUUUUUUUACAACUGGGCUUCAGAAUUGUGGAACUAAAAGAAUCAGUCUCUGAUAUCAAUUUUGGUUUCAACAAGCUCUCGUCUAUUUCUCUGGAGCUCUGUAUGCUUCACAGACUGACACAUUUGGAUGUUAGGUAGGUGAUUACUUAAACCUUUGUUUAUACAACAUUUUUGAAGGGAAUUUGUAGAUUCCCUUAAGGAUUUUCCACUUGAUUAAUGCUGACAGUUGACAGUUGAAUGUUAGCCAAUGUAGGUAGGUAUGGUUUUUUUUUAAAAAAAUUGCACUGUAUUUGUAUUCAAGUGAAUCCCAGAGCAGCUUGCAAACAGCAAUGAACAUAACAGUAGAACAUCCCAGUUACAACACAAACACAACCAUUUCAGUGCCUGAGCUAUUAAAGCUUACCCUAUCAAGCAGGCCCAUGCAGAGCUUGUCUGAGGCCCAGACCAGAGUCUUGUUAGAAUAAAGUUAUAAACUCAAAAAAUAAAAAUAAAAAGCAGCUGGUCCCUGACAGGGGCCCCCAGCUGGCUUAACCCUCUGAGGCCUGGGGCAAGUGUAUCUGCUGCCCGCCCCCUGAAUGGGUCUGCUACCAAAUAAUACACUAUAUAAUAAUUUAUUGUAAUCAAUAAAGCAAUGGUAAUAAAACAGCAGCUAAAAAGUAGGCUAAACUUUUUUACAUUCACCCAUACCCUACUUCUUCCAUUCAGUACAGGUAACUUGUAUCUUAUGAGCCCUUAUGGCAGAGCUUUCCAAACUUUUCAUAUUGGUGACACACUUUUUAGACAUGCAUCAUUUUGCAAUCCAGUAAUUAAGUUUUACUAACAAACCAGAGGUUAAACUAACCCCUUUCCAGCCCCUGGAAGAGCACAGGAAGUGUUCACACGACACACUGACACACUGCAGCUGACACACUAACGUGUCGUGACACAGUUUGGAAAGUUCUGCCUUACGGUGAGGCUUUCGGAAGGCAGUGUGAGGGCUCUGGCCCAGAGCCCUCAUACUGCCUUCCCAAAGCCAAGUAAGCCCACAAUAGCAGCUUUGUGCUAUUGGUGGAGGAUAAAUAAAUGGUGAGUGAUCUUCUCCAUUUAUUUAUCCCCCCCGUCCCCCUGCACAAAGUUGCAGUUGUGUAAGUUAAGUUACACGUUAAGUUGUGUUGUACCUGUAAUAUGCAAAUAACUCUUUUUCCAGAUGCUUAGUUUGAUGCUUUUCAGAAGCUCACAAGUGGGUCUUAACCCUCCAUUUUCUCUGAUCUCAGCAACUGGUAGUCAAAAGCAUAUUGUUCCUGAACAUGGUGGUUCUACUGGUACUAAUGUGCACUCAUCAUGUAUGUUGAUUUAUAUGUAGGGUACAUAAUUUCCUAUACACAAGUGAUACUUUGUCAUGGGAAUUCACAAUAGAAUAGGUACCAACAGUUCUGCUUGCUUAUUGAGGCAAAUGAAUCUAAAUCUUUUAAUAAAAAUUAAUAGUUGGUUUAUUUGGUUGCUUUUUUCAACUUAGAAAUAACUUUUUGACAUCUCUGCCUGAUGAAAUGGAAGCACUGACAAAACUGCAAAUAAUUAAUCUUGCCUUUAACAGGUAAGUGGUCUUGUAGAUAACUCUACCAAAAUUGCUAAAUACAUAGUUAGUCUUUUGUCUUAGCUUUGUUGUAUUACAGGAUAUCCCUAUUCCUAGGAUUUACAGCAGGCUUCUGCUUUUAGAACUUCACUCAAAAAAUCUGAUUGCCUCAGCAGUGUCCUGUUGGAAGAGGAAACUUCUAUGUCACUUCAGCUUAAGUCACGUGUGAGGAACCUGUGGCGUUCCAGAUGUUUUUGUUUUCUUAUGAAUGAACUGCUUCCUGAAGUGAUUUUAUCAAUAAAAACAUCAACAAUGAAAACCAUGUCAAAGCAAAUACAAAUAUAGAUUGGAAUAAAUAUCCUCCUUAAAAGGAAGGUCUUCAACAGGUGCCAGAAAGACAAUAGCGAUGGCCCAUGCUUUUUUUCUAGAAAAGAGGUGCUGGUACUCACCAUGAAGUUGUUGCAGUAAGUGCUUCACUUUUUAACAACAACAAAAAGAGAGUUGACGGUACUGUGUACCCUUGACGGUACCCUGUGUACCCUGGGGGGGGGGAGCACUGGCGAUAGCUCCUGUCUGUUAUUUAAUGGAAGGAAUUUCAAAGAGUCAGCACUGUCACUCUAAAGGCCUGACUCCUACAUCAUAUGAAAGAAAACAGAAAUGGUUUCUGACAGAGACGCUAUUUUGCAGAGCUCAGUAUUCAGUUGGGUGUUUAUUUUGGUUUUAUUUAUUAUUACAUUUAUACCCCUCCUUUCCUCCAAGGAGUACAAUAUGGUAUAUGUGAUUUCCCCACUCCUCAUUUUAUUUUCCCAACAACCCUGAACAGUCAAGAUGAUGGCAGAAAAAACAGAUGAGCAUCUGAGAUUGUACCAGGUGCAAGCCAUAGCCAAGUUGCACAUAAUUGUGCAGAAAACUGGAGUUCUUUAAGCCAAUUAAUUGAAAAUGGUGAAAAAAGAGAGGCAUCUAUGCAUUUUCAAUAGCUAUGGGUGAAGCCUCAUGAAAUUAGAAAAAAGGAUAAGCCCAUCUUGUAAUUUCAUACAGCAGUGUAAUUCCAAUCCACCCUCUGCAAGGACACAUCCAACUCCUCAUGGACUCAUAAGGUAACUCAUUCAUUCAUUCAUUUCAAAACUGUAACUGUUUAAAAGGACCAGUUACCCUUAUAAAUCCUUCCACAUAUAUGCAUCUAGGGGGAAAUACCUAAGUGAAAGAAAAAGCGUGCUUUUGAAUCCUUACGAAAAAGUUACUGAGGGAAUUAGUGUUUAUACAUUUAUUUGACUGUGCCCCUCUAGGUGCUGUUGCCUUGGAAACAUUCCCCUGACCUUUUAUGCCUUGGGAGAGUCAGCUCUCUAAAGAGAAACAUUUUGAGCCUGAAAUUCUAGCACUGUCAUGAAGGCAGGGAAUGAAAAAGGCGGGAAAACUCCUCAGUUUAGCAACACCAAAAGGGAUAGAGAGGAAGAAACACAGUUAAAACACCCCCACCAACUCACAAAAUACACAAUAGGAAAGACAAAAGAGCAAGUAAAGGAAAGUACUUGAGGAGAGAACUAAAGGAGCCAACUGUCACCAACUUCAGGCAGGUUGUCUGGUGAGAGGGAUGACUCCUGGAGAAGGCUGCCAAAGGCUUGAGUGGACCAUGUUACUUUCAGUAGGAAGCAUCUCUAUGAAGAACGUCAGCCAUUAUUAGCUGAAAAAUUAGAAGCUCCAAAUACUGGCUUGGUUCUAGACUUUAGUUGGUUGCACAUAGUUUCAUUGAAAGCAACAGGGUUAAGUAUUGGCUAAUUUAGAAUUACAGAAUCUUUUCGGUUGGAAGGGACCCAAGGGUCAUCUACUCCAACCCCCUGCAAUGCAGAAAUCUCAGCUAAAGCAUCCAUGACAAAUGGUCAUCCAAUCUCUGCUUAAAAACCUCCAAGGAAGGAGAAUCCACCACCUUUCAUGGUAGUCUGUUCCACUGCCGAACAGCUUUUACUGUCAGAAAGUUUUUCCAAAUGUGUUAGUCAGAAUCUCCUUUCUUGCAACUUGAAGCCAUUGGUUUGAGUCCUACUCUCCAGAGCAGGAGAAAACAAGCAUGCUCCCUCCUCCAUGUGACAGCUCAUGAAAUAUUUUAAGCUGGCUAUCAUAUCUCUGUCUCUUCUUUUCCAGGCUAAACCUAUCCAGCUCCUUCAAGCACUCCUUGUAAGGCUUAAUUUGCAGACCCUUAAUCAUCUUGGUUGCCCUCUGCACAUGUUCUAGCUUGUCAACAUCCUUCUUAGAUUAUGGUGCCCAGAAGUGCACACAGUAUUCCAGGUGUGGUCUGACCAAGGCAGAAUAGAGUGGUAUUACUUCCCUUGAUAUGGAUGCUAUACUCCUGUUGAUGAAGCCUAGAAUAAAACUUAAUCUGAAUCCAACCCUUGGUUUUGUAAAUUAGUUCUCUAAAGGCUUCUAAUAAACUCAAGUCACUUGUGCAUUGGUUGUAUUUACAAAUUAUAUUCUUGGGUAGGUUAUUCAUAAUUAUAUUAAUGAAGUGUCUCUGGUUUUCUUCAUAGAUUUAAAAUAUUUCCAAAUGUGCUGUAUCAUAUUCCAACUCUUGAAACAAUCCUCCUUGCUAAUAAUCAGGUUGGAUCCCUGGACACUCUGCAAAUAAAGAAGUUGGACAGGCUUGGUACCCUAGAUCUUCAAAAUAAUGACCUCCUACAAGUACCACCAGAACUUGGGAACUGCGUCAAUCUCAGGUGAUUAACUUCGUGAAUUUUGGAUAACUUUUUCCUAUACAGCAUAUUCUAGUUGAAAAUGUUCAUAUUUAUUCUAGGAAAGACUAAACAAAGCAGUACAAAUGUUCAUAAUGAAAUCAAUCUCAUUUUUGUGUCAUCUGACUAUUUGAAUUAGGUUACAAUUUUGAAAAUGUGUACUCUUUGGAUCUUUUCAGACAUUGGUUGAAUUGAACAAGAUUCUGCUUCCCAGGAUUGUAUACACUCAGUAAGCAUGGGUAGAAUAUAACUGAAUAUUUGAAUGGAUAGUUUUCCUAACCCUGUAUGGGAUAGAAUUCCACAAACGAGAUUUGUUAGAAAGCCCAUGUUCAAAUAAGCUCAGUCAACAUGUAAGGAGCACAGGAGAACCCUGUUUGCAAAACUGCUUAUCCUAACUGAUGGUCCUAAAUAGAUGGUGAUGCAGUUUUCUUUUCAAGGUGCAAUGCUGGAAUUUUAUGCAUAAAUCAGUGAGUGGUGAAGUGGCUCAACUGUUGAAUAAAAGAAUAAUGUGGUCUGAUGCAGACAGGGAGAAUUGAUUGAGAUGUAUUCUCCUGAUCCCUCGGUCCCAAUUAAGGGAUCAAUAUUGAGUCAGGGGAUCAUGUAUAUCUGCAGCAUGCAUUCCCCCAACCAGGUUCAGGAUUUACAAUAACACUAGAAUUUUAAGCUGGUUUCAAAUUCAAUGAAUUCCAUCUACAAAGGUCUGAAUAAGAAAAAUGUAGAAAUGUAAGAAAAACAUUUCCCAAGUGACUGUUUAAGAAAGAGAGUGUUGUCUUUUCCCCCUUGAAUUUUAAAGGUGCGGCUUAUCUGCGGGUGCAGCUUAUAUUCGGGCCAAUACGGUUUAUUUGCCAUCUUUCAACCACAACUGGACUUAUUCAGGGCAAAAUAUUAUUAUCACUUCAUCUGUUUAAAAGUUCAACAGCACACUAGAUUAGUGUUUCUAUUCAAUCUCUCACAAAGACGAUACUCGAAUAUAAGCCGUUCCCUUAAAACUGGGUUACAGGCUGAAAAUUGCUGCAGUUGGUAGAAUUGUAACUCCAAGCCAAUUUAAGUCUUUGAUCUUGCAAGCCCGCAAAAGUUACCGUACAAUCGCUCAAAUCGCAAAUCGCUAUUCAAUUGCUACAAUUCCGCAGCGACUCAAGCUCUCAAAUCGGCAAUAAAACAUUUUUUUUGUUGCGUUUUACCGUAUGUCUGUUUCAGCAGCAGUAUCGUAAAAGCCAAUUUUUGUAAGGUCGUGAAUAUAAGCUGCACUUUAACUUUCACAGUCGGAAUUUGGGGGGCAGGGAAGUGCCGCUUAUAUUUGGGCCAAUACGGUAAAUGAGUAGAGAAGGCUUCCUCAGCCUCAUGCCCUCCAGAUGUGUGGGACACAAUUCCCAUAAUUCCUGACAAUUAGCCAUGCUGAUUGAGGCUGAUGGGAGUUGGUCUAAAACAUUUGGAGGGCACUAGGCUGGAGUAGAGACAUUGCUGACUUCCAUUUUUAAAGAAAUGACACGAUAAAAUAAAAGUGAUAAGAUUUUCUCAUUUAUGAAUGACGAUUGUGUGUAUGCAUGUACAUGCGUGCACACACAUACAGUAGUCUUAACUGGUUUUUGGUCCUUCCGUUAGGACACUUUUGCUGGAAGGCAAUCCUUUUCGGACUCCUCGAGCUGCUAUUCUUGCCAAGGGGACAGCUGCUGUGCUUGAAUACCUAAGAAGCAGAAUUCCUACUUGAUCUGUUGUGCUUGGUUUGAACUGAAAUGUGUGCAAGAUCUUACCUUCUGAAGCAUGAAGAUCGAAGUCCUUAUACAUGAGAACUAUUUGCUUCGUUUAGCAUAAGCUGAGUGCAUAUGCUGGGGUCACUUUUUAAGAGCUAUUUCACAAAGGACUCUUACCUUGCAUGCCUCCAGUUCAAACUAUGCUUGCGUACAUACUUGUAUGGUGUAUGGGUAGGUUAUUGAUAGAUGGUUCUAUUCGUCCAGCAGCAAUUCCCCUGAUCAUGACAUGAUUGUAAAAAUACUGCUACCAUCUAGGAAUUAUUGAUAGCUGUAUCCAUGUACCCAUCUGAUCUCUUCUUAACCCACAUAUUCUAUAUGAACAGGUGCUGUACGUUAUCCAAAAUUGGAUAUGGUUAGAAUUGUGCUAUUGUGUUAAUUUUUUUAAAUCCUGUUUUAAACUUCCUUUUCUUUUAGCUAAUUUUAAGGUCACCAAAAAAGGGCUGCCCCCAAAUAAAAUAAAUCCAGAUCUUGAUUUGCAUAAUAUGAAGCAUUUGCACCAAGCGAUUGCCUGCUGAAGAAUUAUGGUGCUGACUUAAUCACUAAUGAAUUGGCACAUUUAUCAAAUUAUUAUUUGAAAAUAAAACUCAAAUUAUAUAUCAAAUGAUCAGUUUCAUAAAUUUAACCAAAUGACUUAGUGCAACUGUUUACAAAUGCCAGAAAUGUUUAGAAAAACUGCUGUGUGGAACAUCACAAAUGUUGGAAUAUUUUUUCUGUUUUUUUACAAUUAAUACUUGGUUGUGUGUGCGCCUUGCAAUUAUUCAAGAUGCUAGUUUGCCAAAAUUAGCAGUUUCCAUUUAUUUUCCUUUUUUAAAUGUUAUUGCUAUUAAGACCUGCCUCUUUUAGGAGAUGCCCUACUUGUACAAGGAUAGCUUAGUAUGAAGAUACAUGGCCUGUGUCAGCUGUGAACACCACACACAUGAAUUUUCUCCUUUCUUUGCAAAAAACUGUGAAACUGGGAGUUGGAAAGGAGGAGGUAUGUAGCUGCACCAGAGUAUGAUCUAGUAUAUGAAAUUCUUUUAACUCUAAAACUGUUCAACCAUGCAACCCCACUUUCAGAUUAAAUUUUUAAGACUUGUAGAAACUGGAAUCUUUUUGGAAGAGGGUUAUUGAUGUGAAUUUCCCUGAUCUGUUCUUAAUUUGGGACAGCCAUGCCUACACCCUUAAAUGUGUUGUCCUGGUCUUGCUUUUGUGUUUUUAAUAAUCUGUUGGGAACCGCCCAGAGUGGCUGGGGAAACCCAGCCAGAUGGGCGGGGUCUAAAUAAUAAAUUAUUAUGAUUAUUAUAGUAGCUCCUGUGUUGAGUUAUGUAUAAUUAGAAGCAUAUAUACACUAUUGCCCAUAAGAUACUUUCCUUUUCCCCAAACUUGGGGUACAAUUAUGAAAGCCAUAGUCUGCACCCAAUGAGAGACUAGUGCAGGGGUGAUUAACCUGUUUCUGGAACACAACUCCCAUCACUUCUGACCAUUAGCCAUGCUGUUUGGGGCUAAUAGGAGCUGGAGUCCAGCAUCAUCUAGAAGGCCACCAGUUAGCUGCCCCUGGUCUCGUUGCUGUUGUGAUCUAGCAACUGCCCAUGUGCCAUCUUCCCUUAUUUAAAACAUUUCCAGAAGGGAGUAUGCUGGCCAUAGUGCAAUUUAGGCACUGAUUGUCCUUGAUAUUUUGAAGCAAAUUACAAAGGUGAAUACUUUGAGACUGAAGGUGAGGAUGGUGCAGUACUAGCAACAAUUCUUGCAUACUUGGAUCUUUCUAAAUAUGUCAGUGGCAAUCCUUCAGCCCCCCCCCAUUGGUUCUACAUGUUAACCCCAAUCCAGCAUAGCGUUAGGUGCACUGAAGCAUAUGUAUCUGUUGGAUGGUGGCAGUGGGUUCUUCUAAAGGUUGUAGAGCUUUAUGCAGCCAACUGGCCUAAUAACAUGCUGACAGCCAUCCAGUACUAGCAACCAUUGUACUAAACCAUUCUCUGCAAGUCGAAACUCCUAGGUAGUGAGAACUACCUGAAAAGCUGACAGCGUCUUUUUAUGUUGGCGAAUGCAUUUCUAGUUCUGUACUUCUGAUGCACUUGGACUGAGGAAGUAAAAUAAUAAUAAGAGGCCUGGCAAAAAGCUUGGUGUUGUUUCUAUGAAUUAGCAAAAGUGAAAUAGUUGUCUUAAAAAAAAAAGUGAUUGCAAGACUCCCGCACAAAGUACUUACAAUAAGGUGCCUUUAUUUAUACAAUAGACUUUUUAAUAUAUUAUUCAAAACACUUUUUUUAAUACUGAAAAAGGUUGAGUACAUCAAAGCCGAAAAUGGCUCUGCUAUACGCUGCACAGCAUUGUUUGAGUCCCUGUAUUCUUUUUAUGUACAGAAAGCAUCUGCAAAAUGCAUUCUAGACACAAUAUGCACCUUACCAGUUAGUGUCAAUACACAAAUUAAAAUGGGAGCGAUACCACCUGCAUGUGCAAAUGAAAGAUAAUUGAUUUCACUGAAUCAAUAGAUUUAAAAUAUAGCUUUAAAGUACCUUUUUGCACGUAAAAUGAAGCAGCUUCCAAGUUCAGUAAAUCUGUAUACUGCAAAGACAUUGAAAUACAUUCACAAUCUAUGUUCAUAGAGUAGUAAGUGGUUCUUCAUUCAGCCAUAUUUACAAUGAUAUUGUAAUUAAACUGAAAAGUACAGUUCUUCAUAUAGCAAUCUUUGUAACACAUACAAAAAUGACAGUUCUGUAUAUAAUUUAAGCUCAAAAUCACAAUUUUCUCAAAAUAUUAAUUACAAUACAGCUAUCUCUAUAAUUAAACAUGUGUUUUAUAAAAUGGUAAAAUUUGUAAUAAAGUAAGUUGUUUUUGACUUGAUUACAGUACUCACAAGUAGAAAAAUGUAACUUAAUAAGUCUUUGUCUUGCCCAGUGUUAAGCCACCUAAGCUAGCAAAGAGGCAGGAAAGGCCCCAGUUUAUAAAAAUUCAGCCUCUUGUGCUGAACUGGUGUGGCUUCUUGAUGUUAAGAAUAAAAGCUUUUACAAGAGGGCAUGAAAAUUCUAGAUGGAGUAAAAUGGUGUGUAUUAUACAUGUUUUGUGUUUGACUUAAUGUGCAUCUGAAAAGUUCAAAAAGACUAGUAAAGAUGACUCAUUCUAAAAGUCUGAGUUAAAAUUCUGCUAUUGUAUAGAGCGUUAGAAAUCUGGCUAUUAAAAAUUUGUGUGCUGAGGAAAACAAGGCUUUGCCUUUGGGUGUCAGUAUUGGGCUGCGCAAAUAUGACUACCAUUGUUGUUGGGCAUAGCAAAAACUGUCCUUGUUGUUCAUUAACCCACCUUCACUACAUGUGAAUCCAAUCCAAAUUACUGGUUUAGAAAUAGAUUUUAUUCUUAUCUCAUACUUGGAACACAAUGCAAUAAUGAAGACCAUGAGCAAAGGAAAAAAUGGAACUGAAAAUAUUCAACAGCAAUUCCUAAAGGAAGAAAAAAUGUUUUGUGAAAGUGUAAGUCACUAUUUGAGUUCCAUCUUAAUUUUGCCCCAAAAGUACAUGAAAACUGUAAACAUGGGAAACCCGAAUCAAUGUUACUAAACACUGUUGCUGUUGACAAUGAUACAUUCUGAACAUUAGCAGGGAGGUGAGCAGAUUAGCAUUUUGCUUAUAUUUCUGUGAUUUGCAUGAUUAUUUCUUAGAGAGGCAUGUAUUGCAGUCAGACACAGAACUCAGUACACUCACAAGUUAGCUCUGUACGACGCUGAAACUACUGGUUUUAGUUUGGUAAAUGGGCAGGCACUGCUGCUGCAAGAAAGGGAAGCAGAGAGUGGUAGGAUAAAGAACACUAUCCUUUGUGGAACAUAGCUUUCAUUCCAGAUAUCCUAGGCACAAGGUUUAUAAUAGGUUUUUGUUUUUAAAUUAACUGCUGUUCCAUCUUUUAUUUAUAAAUUGGUCACAAGCAGGGCUUUCUUUCCAGCCAGAACUCACUGGAACUCAGCUCUGGCACCUCUCAGGUGGGUGCCAUUGCCAUCAUAAUAGAAGAAGGGAGGCAUUCAUGGUGAGUUCCAGUAUCUCUUUUUCUAGAAAAAACAGCACCGGUCACAUAGGGCACCAUCCAGAGCGACUUGAUGCAACCAAUGUAGCUAAGACGUCUGCCCUUUUUUGGGAAACAUUUCUCAUCUAGUCUCAUUGCACAGCAAUUUCUGGGUGAGUUACAACAAAACAGUUUCAAAUUCACAAUACAGUUACUAAAAUGAGGCAUAGAGCCAGCCACCUAAAAAUAACAAUACUGGCAUCAGAUCUUGCUAUGUGCCUGUGCGAAUUACCAGAUAUCUAAAACUUAACAAGAUUUAGGUAUCACGGAGGGGUGGUGUUGGUUCCAAAAUGGAAGCAUCAUCACUGAGAAAGCGUGUGAUGCUUAGAUGGGAGAUCACAUGGAAACAAGAUGUAUGCUGACUUGAGUUCAUGAGGGAAGAAAGAGAUUAGUGUAGUGGCAAACCCAGUAACGGCAGAAGUUACAUUUUGACUACCUAUAUUUGUAGUCAUAGGGGUUUCUGCAAUUGCUGCAGCAGGUGGCUAUAAGCACAACACAUGACUUUGAAUCUUAAUUAUGGUGGUUGCCUGAGUUAUCUGGUGGUCAUGUGUUAUAGCUCAUAUAUAAAUUAAAAUUUGCAUAUACCGUAUUUUUUGCACCAUAACACUCACUUUUUUCCUCCUAAAAAGUAAGGGGAAAUGUCUGUGCCUGUUAUGGAGGGAAUGCCUACGGGUGGCAUGCCUACGGAUUUUCCUCCUCUAAAAACUACGUGCGUGUUAUGGUCAGGUGCGUGUUAUAGAGCGAAAGAUACGGUAGGUAAGAACAAUGGUUCCAAACCAAGAAGCUUUUGAAUUUAUUAAUGCAUGCAAUUGUAAGAGCAGACGUCUAUACUGCAAGAGGCAUUCCUCCUCUUAUGGGAGAAAAGCACAUAACUCUUAAGAGUACUUGCCAUCUACCGUUUUUAAACAAAUACUUUGAGUUUCCCCCCACAAGUGUAUGUCCUGCCUGCCUGCAUGGAUACAUAACAAGCUUAUGUCACUGCCUCCAUGUAGUGAUGCUCCAUACACAUUAUGUUUUCCUGAACAGCUGUUGUGCUGAAUUGAAGGAAUGUCAGCCUUUCCCUUUAUUUUACUUACAGUGUAGCUCUAAUGUGAGAGUUGGUAAAUAAACCUUUAAGAACUGUUGCUAACAGAACUGGUACCAUGGCAACCAAUGCAGCAGAGUCAAAUUCUAAAGAAGUGUAGAAUAAAUGUCAAUUUUUGGAUUUCACUGUAUUUUUAAAUCAUUAUCAAAAAUGAAAACAAAUUAAUUUUAAAACAUAGGAUCCCCAUCUGGAUAGGAGGACUAGUAAGUUUCAUAGCAUUUGAAGUUUUAGAUCAUUGAUCUGGGAUUCAAAGAUCACUACAGGCCCACAGCAUGCAAAAGCAAUAACAUCUUAUUCUCCAUUCUUGCUACGAAACAAAGAGCAAGAACAUAUGAUUCCCAGGCCAUCUCCCUGGCUUCCAUGGCAGGUAGAUCAACUUUAUCCCUACUUGUUAAUUAAGCAACCUGUCAUCAUUAUCUGAUUUGAUAAAACAGUUAGGCUGAAACCACAUUCUGUUUAGUCGUAAGGCUAUCCUGAGUUAUUUUAUGGUUUUAUAUUUCAUUGCCAACUGUAUUGAAGGUGUCAUAUAAAUAUUUUAAAUAGUUUAAUUAUAAUGUAUAUUCAGAAACAUUAUUGCUUGUGUAAAGUGCUAAGAGAACUGAAUUACAUUAGGGCUAAACCACUUUUAAUAAGCUACAGUGAUGGUUCUUCUAUUGAUAAGCAAUAUUAAGUGAUUUGCACACUAUUCCCCUUCAUUAACUGUCACCUUAUGGAUUAACUCCUACACAUAUUUCAUCAAAUAAAGCAUGUUGUUCAUUAAGAAUUUGAGCUGAGCAUAUUUUUGCAAUAGUAGGGUCUGAGCUUGGAACAUGGGAAAUGGCAUGGAAGGAGUGCAUUGCAGGUUAAAAAUAUUCAGAUUAGCUGUGACUAUUCUUUGUAUAACCCUAAACCACGUCGCAUGAUUGUGGUAAAGGUACCCCUGACCCUUAGGUACUUUGACGUGCUUUCAAACUGCUAGGUGGGCAGGAGCUGGGACCGAGCAACGGGAGCUCACCCCGUCAUGGGGAUUCAAACUGCCGACCUUCCGAUCUGCAAGCCCUAGGCUCAGUGGUUUAGACCAAAGCGCCACCCGCGUCCCUAUGAUUGUGGUAAGAAAGAGCAAAUCCCCUUCUUACUAAUUCCUUUCUGGACACAAUUCAAAGUUCUGGUAAUUAUCUUUGAAGCCCUAACAGCAAACAUGGUGAACCUUUUUCAAACUGAGGGCUGCAUUACGUCAUGGGUAACCUUCCAGGGGCCACAUGUUAGUGGCGGGUAGGGCCAGAGGACCAGUGGGCUGAACAAAGGAUGUGAGACUUUUGUACACUAGACUACAUUCCAGCCAUGCAAACCCAUCAGAAAGGCAGAGGUUUACACAGACACCCACGUUUUUAUCUCCAGGCAAGUAAGAGGCCUUAGCACAGCUCGGAGACAAAUUCUAGUUGGGCAGUGUGUGGCCUGGGGAGAAUCUGAGGGCCAGACAAAGAGGUUCCUCAUCCCUGCCCUAAAGGAUACCUGAGGGACCAUCUCCUAGGUUGCCUGCUGCCUAAGAUUUGCUUUGAAGGCUUCCUUCCAUGUCAUGUUCCAGGCUGAACAUUGAAUAUUGGAUGGGAAGUGGCAAAAAAAGCCACCUCUGUGGUCAUACCCACAUUAUAUUACCUCAUUAUAUCAUAUCUCACUGUAUAUCUUACGCCUGCUGUGUGGUGCAUCUUAUCAUCAUCUUUGGCUGCGCCUGUCUUUGUUGUAUUGGUUUAUAUGGUUGUAUUAUUUCAAGCUACCCUGAGUGAUGCAAAUACAUAUGAAGGGCAGGGGAUGAGCUUUUCAAAUAAUAGUAUACACACUGAAGCUCAGUUUUGCGUGUGUGACACCCUCUCCCAGCUCAGGGAGUACCUUAAAUUAAUCCUGUAAGGCAUUGGGUGCUAUUCGGCUAAGUUUUACUCAGAAUAGAUGCACUGAAAUCAAUGAAAAUGAUUAACUUGGACAUUACUACUCUGAGCAAAACAGUUGAACACCACCCAUGAAAUUUAAAAAGGCAAAGGGAGGAAUUCAGUGUCUCACCAUUACGUUUGUUCUGUCAGCGCAAGCAUUUUUGCUUGCCAGUCAGAAAGAUCUCCCUCUCCUCUGCCCCCCCAAGCUGACUGGGUGGCCAGAAAUAGGGGGGAGCCCUGUUGCACUAGCAGAGCUCAUUGCACUGUCUCCCACUAGCACAAAUAUUUAGUUGUAUCAGGCCCAAAAGUUUUAAAGUGCAAUUCUAUAAAUGUCUCCUCAGAAGAAAGCCCCAUUAAGUGCAAUGGAAUUUAUUCUCAGGUAAGUGGAUAUAGGACUACAGGUUAAUUUAUAUAUAGAUUUCAUUUUAAAUGUCUAUAAAAAUACUAUUUAAUAAUCCAUUAUAUUUGACUUUAGACUUUGUGGGAAUUACAGUUUUAAAUAGUUUUCUUUCUAAAGCCAUGAAGAACUUUGAGGCUGUGGCUGGGUACACACACUACCUUAAAAGGGCAUGGCUUCCCCCAGAGUACUCUGGGAAUUGUAGUUUAUCCCUCACAAGGCUAUUGGGGUAGGUGGGUGUCAUGUCUUUUAAAGGUGUGGUGUGCACGCAGCCUGUUUUUUGAUGGACGGAAUAAUUUGUAAAUAGCUUGUGUGUGCUUCUGUGUUCUGAAAUUACAUGACAUCUAGAAAUAAUUAAAAAUCAUCUUGAAAAAAAGCUGGUACCAAUGCACAGAGGCUUACAAUGAGAACUAAUAUGUAAUCCCAUGGAAGUUACAUUUAUAUAGAUAUCCCUCCCAAUGAUCAGUACUACAUAUAUUAUACAUUUGGCACUAUGUUUGCCAUUGGUCCAGCAAUUGGCAAUUUCCCCCAUAUAUAUAUAUAUAUUCAUUUAUUUAUAUAUAUAUGUAUAUAAAUUUUUAUUUAAUUAAACAUUAGAUCUGGCUAGACAUAUUUUACUAUUUAUAAAAAAUAUUUAGACAGUAAGCUCACGUUGAAUAACUAGGUCUACUGUAUUCUGGAAACUCUUCAGUAGUAGUACAGCUUUUUCAUGUUCCAUAUGUACAAAACUGUGUCCAUUUGCCUGUAACAGACAAAAGAGAAAAAAUUAUAACUAGAUAUCCAUUGUGGCUACAUGGGAAAUACAGUUGUAAAAUCAACUGAAAUCCUACAGGUGUAUAAAAAUCAGCUGGAAAGUUAUCCCAGUAAAAGCUCCAUUCAAAUUUUGGUUUUCCAAAAGUCUAUGCAACCCCAUAUUGGUGUGGUCAUCUAUUGCUCUCUUGUUUAUUUCCACCUUAUACCAAUUUAUGUGGGUUUAUAAUUUUCGUUUCCAGGGGUCUGCCUCAAUUCAGCAAGGAGACUUGCUCUCAGAAAGAAGCUACUCAGGUUUCCAUCCUGAUCACAUUGGUUUCUGUGUAUGGAAGUGUCUCAUAAGAAUAAAUAACUACAACCCGCAACUCUACUUGGAUGAGUGUUAUCCUUGUUGGACUAAUCCACAUUACCUAAUAGUGUAUUAGUGUGGUAAAGAGAGCUGCAAGAAUGAGUUCAGAGCACUUGAGUUUGGUCAGUCCUGCCUUCCACAUCGGCACUGACGCUGGUGAUCUGUUAGCCAAAGAGAUCCUUAAGUGCACACUGUUGCUGCUGUGUGCGGUUUAGGUCAGGGUUUGUGAAAAGAACAACUAUUCAGUGACAACAACUAUAAUUUAUAAACUGGGCAUGUUUGAGCAUGCACCACCCUUGUACAAAUGCCAAGCUGAAUGCUGAGAAUACCCAUGUUCUCCACGUAAAAUGAACACAUUUUGCUUUAUUUCAUAAUUGACUUUGUUUGUUUUUCAAAGCAAAGGCAGCAGGACCAGAGAAUGAAAAAAAGAAGUGCCAGUAUUGAAGUAGAAGGGUAAGAUACUGCAGAAGUAGUUUUGAAGUGCCAAGCAGGUACACCGGCCACGGAUUUCAGAACAAACAUGGUUUGCCUAUUUCCAUGAUUUUAUCUGUAACAUAAAAGCUUAGAAAAUGAAAACCAACUUUCUCAGGGAUCCAAAUUCCCUGUUAAGAUUACUUGUUAAUGGAUACAAUUGUACACAUGUGUAAUAUACUCUAUUCUACAAGUCAUCAAAUACAAUGCCAGUCCAGAU
Molecule: messenger RNA, 29069 nt
Organism: Podarcis lilfordi (Lilford's wall lizard)
Lineage: Eukaryota; Metazoa; Chordata; Lepidosauria; Squamata; Lacertidae
Source: the annotation of a GenBank genome assembly